UUCUAAAGAAAAACACGACAGGAGAGGACCUUAUAUAUAUGUCAAUGGAGAGGACGACACGUAGGCGUAGGCUGUGCCCGUUUAUGCUGUACUGAGACAAAAUGGACCUUAAUUAAAUACAUUCCAGCGGAUUUCAGACUGCAGUAUAUUUCCGUUGGCUAGUGUAGUCAGCCCAUGUGUGUUUUUCUCUCAUAACAGCCGAAAUGCAUACAGAUAGAAGUGUGGUUUUGGCCACAGAGAGAUAUGGCAAUGCAGAGUCCUGGACGUAUUUAGCAAAGGAUAGAGUGAUGGAGAGGAGAAGAGAUGGGAGUGAAGGUGAAUCAAGAGGAAACUCUAUUAUUGGAGUUUUUAAAAGUGUCUUUCUGCCUCAAGGCUAUCCAGAGAGCGUCAGUGAUGAUUACCUGCAGUACCAGUUUUGGGAUACUGUGCAGGCUUUCUCCAGCUCUCUGUCAGGGACUCUGGCCACUCAGGCUUCUCUCAAAGGUGUCGGUGUUGGAAACCAAGAGGCAACAGUAGCUGCAGCCACAGUGACCUGGCUACUAAGAGAUGGAACUGGCAUGUUGGGAAGAAUCCUCUUCGCUUGGCAGAAAGGGAAUAAACUGGACUCUGAGUCCAAAAAAUGGAGACUUUUUGCUGAUGUUCUCAAUGACAUUGCCAUGUUCAUGGAAAUAUCGGCUCCAUACUUUCCUGCUUGCUUCACCCUGAUUGUGUGUACUGCAGGGAUAUUCAAGUCCCUUGUUGGAGUGGCAGGCGGUGCAACCAGAGCUGCUCUGACUGUUCAUCAGGCUCGCAGAGACAACAUGGCUGACAUCUCUGCCAAAGAUGGCAGUCAGGAGACUUUAGUGAAUCUGGCUGGACUGCUGGUCAGUUUGAUACUCAUUCCCCUCGUCACUGAUAAUCUAAUACUGACUCUCAGCCUCUUUUUCCUCUUCACUGUCCUCCACCUCUUUGCCAACUACAAGGCUGUGCGCUCGGUUGUCAUGGAAACCUUAAACGAGGCGCGGCUUUCGAUCGUGCUGCAGCAGUACCUGAGUGACGGACGGAUGCUGAGUCCACUGGAGGCCAAUCAGAGGGAACCAGUUUUCUUGGAGUUUAGGAAAACUGUGCCAAUCAAACUUGGAGUGCGGCUACAGGAAGUUGUACAAAGCCCAGAGGAACUGAAUUUGGCUUUGAAGGAAAACAACAUGCCGUACCUAUUGGGGGUACAAAAUGGCUGCGUAUGUGUUUGUUUGGGACCAGAAGCAUCAGUACAUGAUGAAAUCAGAGCAAUGUGCCAAGCUGUUUUGCUCAGCAGCAUGUUGAGCCCUCCAACUUCCAGAGAACAUCCUACACAACAACAGCAAAGGAACUGGGAAAUGGUACACGAGACUCACAAGUUGUUGGACACAAUUUUCAAUCCAUUUCUUAAAGGUGUGGAAGCUGCAGGAUGGGACAUAAAACGAACUCUACUGGACUGGGAUGAGUGGAGGGUUGAGUGGAAGAUAAAAAGCAUCUGAGCUUUGAGACAUCUUCAGCCAUUUCACAUUGUUUAUAUCAAAUGUUAGACCAUUAUAUUUUUUUUUAACUAACCCUUGUUUGAUUUAUUCAGUUUUUAAAUCUCAGUGUGUUUGAAAAAAAUAUAUUUGUACAGGAAUAUUUUGGUCAGUGAGCAAAUGUUAAUUGAAGUGACGUUUUCUUUUUGAAUGUAAAAGACAUUUCAUUUACCUGUGUACACCACUGAUGUAUAAUAACAUGUACACGUCAUAAAAAUAAAGUAUUACCAAAGAACUUCUAAUAUA
This is a messenger RNA of Perca fluviatilis (European perch), 1778 nucleotides long. It is a transcript of the gene rusf1, whose product is annotated as RUS family member 1. Lineage: Eukaryota; Metazoa; Chordata; Actinopteri; Perciformes; Percidae. The record is from RefSeq and is a predicted model, not a curated record. The transcript has 14 exons. The coding region runs from base 204 to 1496 and encodes 430 amino acids.